This is a messenger RNA of Calidris pugnax (ruff), 420 nucleotides long. It is a transcript of the gene IL21, whose product is annotated as interleukin 21. The record is from RefSeq and is a predicted model, not a curated record. Gene Ontology annotation, biological process: immune response; positive regulation of natural killer cell mediated cytotoxicity. Gene Ontology annotation, molecular function: cytokine receptor binding. The transcript is spliced from 6 exons. NCBI's taxonomy places the organism in Eukaryota, Metazoa, Chordata, Aves, Charadriiformes, Scolopacidae. The coding region runs from base 1 to 420 and encodes 139 amino acids. Gene Ontology annotation, cellular component: extracellular region.
AUGGAGAGGAUGAUUAUUUUCUGUAUGCUUUUCCUCUGUUCCAGUACGGUGCUGACUGCAUCUCCAUACAGAAUAGUGAAAUACAAACAGCUUGUGAAGACAAUUAGACAGUUAGAACCCACAGUUAAAGACAAGGAUGUUGAACUGCUGCAUACACCAGAAAACCCCAUGGAUGAAUGCCUGUUCACAGCUGUGACCUGCUUCCAGAGGGGCAUACUGAAAUUACAACCAGCAAACAGCCAAGUAAAUUCCACAUUCUCCCAAACCACUAAAGUCUUGAAAAAUUUCACCUUCAGGAACCCUGGCAAGCCUGUGUCUCAGCUUCACUGUGAGUCUUCAUGUGAAUCUUACGAGAAAAAGAACCCCAAAGAGUUUUUGAAGAGCUUUGAAAAACUAAUCCAAAAGUUAUUGAAGGACUAA